Messenger RNA from Scheffersomyces stipitis CBS 6054, 1439 nucleotides. RefSeq names its product negative cofactor 2 transcription regulator complex subunit (gene HFL2). The coding region runs from base 797 to 1273 and encodes 158 amino acids. Gene Ontology annotation, cellular component: nucleus; negative cofactor 2 complex. The transcript has a single exon. The record is from RefSeq and is a predicted model, not a curated record. Lineage: Eukaryota; Fungi; Ascomycota; Pichiomycetes; Serinales; Debaryomycetaceae. Gene Ontology annotation, molecular function: RNA polymerase II general transcription initiation factor activity; protein heterodimerization activity; core promoter sequence-specific DNA binding. Gene Ontology annotation, biological process: positive regulation of transcription by RNA polymerase II; negative regulation of transcription by RNA polymerase II; transcription by RNA polymerase II.
CAAAUUGACAUGCAUAGCGAUUAAAGUUUAACCUAUUUCUACAUAUAAUACAUACCUUCCUCUAUCCCAUACUAAUUAUGGGAGGAAAAGAUCAAAACCUCGAGUAUUACCCUAAGACUUAAGUGAUAUCCUUGGAAAUAUGUAGAUACUUGUCUCUGGCAACGGCGUUAUAUACACCGCACUUGAGAAAACGCAGGGAAAACAAACAUACUGCAUAUUGACAAAUUUGCUUGUUAAUUGGAUGAGUAAUGUAUUGCGGUAUGGAUUUUGCGGCAUGGAUCUUCUAAUUGAUUUUAAACUACGUGCAUAGAUUCCACCUGUUUUCCACACAAGAAAUGCCUUUAUGGCCAAGUUGGUAAGGCACCUCACUAGUAAUGAGGAGAUCGUCAGUUCGAAUCUGGCUGAAGGCAUUUUUUUCGAUGCUUAUCCUUUUUGCCUUGACUAGUGCAGUUUCCUAACGAUGAAAUCUUCAGAGCUUCCCAAGUGGAAGCUUUUUUAACUUAAGAAGAAUUAGAUAAAGACUGCAAGUCUCGCAGCGUCAUUUGGAGAAACAGCUUGUUGGCCAAUAGCAAGACGCGACAUCGAACCAAAACACGAAUGUCGUUGUUUUUUUCUGCAGAAAAUUAUUUGCCACGCGCACUACCGCAUCACGAGAAAUUCGCCGUUUAUUUAAAUAGAGAAAGAAAUUUCCUCAAAUCGAAUUUCGAAUUUCUCAUCUUCAUUUUUGGCCACACACACUACUAGUCUGUUUCUUACAUAAGCUUGAGACACCAUCACCACAGCAUAUCUUUACACCAUGGCUGAUCUUAGUCAACUCAUAAAUAAGGAAGACGAUUACAGCUACAACUACAACCCAACCAUGGCUGCUGCCAUGGACAGCGCGGCUAACGGCGAGGCUAUCCUGACAUCUAUAUCAAACGACGCUGCCAAUGGUUCGCAGCCAUCCGAGUCAAAGCUCAAAACCAACGAAGUAACACAGGAAAAGAUUCUAGAAAGCUUUGAGAAGAUAAAGACACAUUUCCCCGCUGCCAGAAUAAAGAAGAUCAUGCAGAGUGACGAUGAGGUGGGAAAAGUCGCACAGGCGACGCCUAUCAUCGUAGGUAGAGCAUUGGAAAUAUUCAUGGCCAAUUUGGUUGAGGUUUCUAUUUUAGAAGCUAAAAAACAAGGUGUCAAAAGAAUCAGUGCCUCCCAUAUCCGUAGUGCCAUUGAGAAUACCGAGCAGUUUGACUUCUUGGUAGAAGCCGUGGAAAAGUAUCCACCUGUGAAAAACUGAAGUUGUGUAGCACAUAGUGUAUAAUAAUGAUAAUGAAAUAACGACAGUUUGAGAUUGUUUUUCAAGCAAAAGUUUUGUCUUUCGGAAGUUACUUCAGCAUACGGUGUUGGUGGGCAUUAUAGAGACCGUUGGCCGUGUAGCUGAAGGUCGGGCAUUGUUGGUAGAU